AUGUCUCCUAAUUCCCCUUCAACCGACCUGCCUUUCACAGAUACUUCGCAACUCUUCCAUCUUUACCUGACAAAGUCGAACACCAAUUGGAAUCUGACACUGGCGGAUAAAACGCCGCUCUACUACGUUCGGACAUUGGUCUUCACCUUUGGAAGACCAGAGAUAACCCUCCAUGCAGGAAACACACGCAAUGGGGAUGUUGUUGCUGUGUCCAACUUUCUCAAACUCUCUUCCAAAUCCAAACUCGGUCUUGGAGACCCCGACAACGUUGGAGAGAUGGUCUGGGAGGACUUGACGAAAGAGAGCAGGGACCACUCUCGAUACCGGUUCGAGAUGACCGUGCCGUCUGGCUCUGGCUUUGAAAGGAAAGGCUUCCUUUGGAAACGAACCUCGUCCGUAGGAGUUGAUGGCUCAAAACCUUCUGUUCUCAGCGCGAGAAAUUUCAAGUUCGUCGACGAGCAGACGGAGGAGGUCCUGGGUGCUUAUACAAACAAUGGACUUAAGAGCAUCAAGAAGCAGGGGAAGUUCCAGCUUAAUACGAGUUACGGAAAGGAUUUUGAAACGAUGUUUCUGCUCUCCGGCCUGACGAUCUUGGAGCGUACCAUUCGCCGGGAGGCAGCACGACACAGCGGGGGCGGCGGAGCCUAA
This is a messenger RNA of Coccidioides posadasii C735 delta SOWgp, 648 nucleotides long. RefSeq lists its product as uncharacterized. The record is from RefSeq and is a predicted model, not a curated record. NCBI's taxonomy places the organism in Eukaryota, Fungi, Ascomycota, Eurotiomycetes, Onygenales, Onygenaceae.